AUGGCCCUUAUUGUUGACAAGCACCGACCUCGGUCGCUCGAUGCCCUCACAUAUCAUGACGAGCUAUCAGAGCGACUUCGCUCUCUGGCCCAGAGCGGUGACUUUCCACACUUACUGGUAUAUGGCCCUUCAGGUGCUGGAAAGAAAACUCGAAUCGUCGCUACACUGAAAGAGCUUUACGGACCUGGUGUGGAGAAGAUCAAGAUCGACGCCCGAGUAUUCCAGACGACCAGCAACCGCAAGCUCGAGUUCAACAUUGUCGCCUCUAUCUACCACCUCGAGAUCACACCGUCCGAUGUUGGAAACUAUGACAGAGUUGUGGUUCAGGACCUUCUCAAGGAGGUAGCCCAGACACAACAGGUGGAUCAAUCAGCCAAGCAGAAGUUCAAGGUGGUGGUCAUCAACGAAGCAGAUCACCUUACAAGAGACGCACAAGCAGCUCUGCGACGAACCAUGGAGAAAUACUCGCCCAAUCUUCGACUGAUCCUCUUGGCGAAUUCGACUGCCAAUAUCAUUGCUCCGAUUCGCUCAAGAACUCUACUAGUCAGGGUAGCGGCCCCGAGCCAUGAGGAGAUAUGCGAUGUGCUGGCCGUUUCUGCCAAAAAGGAGGGCUGGCCUUUAGUUCCGGGUCUACACCAGCGAAUAGCAGAGGAAAGCGGGCGAAACCUACGACGAGCUUUGCUCAUGUAUGAAGCUGUCCAUGCACAAAACGAGAAAGUCACGGACAGCACACCUAUUCCGCCUGCUGAUUGGGAGGCCCUUAUCGGCCAGAUUGCGAAGGAGAUCUACGAAGAGCACACACCAGCCAGAAUCCUACAAGUGAGGUCGAAACUCUACGAUCUGUUGACGCACUGCAUCCCCCCUACUACCAUUCUCAAGACUUUGGCUUUCAAGCUAAUUACUCUCGUCGAUGAUGGGUUGAAAGGGGAGGUAAUUCAGUGGGCGGCCUUUUACGAGCAUCGUAUCAAGACAGGCACAAAGGUCAUCUUCCAUCUGGAGGCCUUUGUGGCAAAGUUCAUGAGAAUUGUCGAGAUGUAUUUGAUGAGCAUGGAUAUGUAA
Messenger RNA from Fusarium coffeatum, 1059 nucleotides. RefSeq lists its product as uncharacterized. Gene Ontology annotation, biological process: DNA repair; DNA-templated DNA replication. The transcript has 3 exons. Bases 1 to 1059 code for a protein of 352 amino acids. Lineage: Eukaryota; Fungi; Ascomycota; Sordariomycetes; Hypocreales; Nectriaceae. The record is from RefSeq and is a predicted model, not a curated record. Gene Ontology annotation, molecular function: DNA binding; DNA clamp loader activity; ATP hydrolysis activity. Gene Ontology annotation, cellular component: nucleus; Elg1 RFC-like complex; Rad17 RFC-like complex.